Molecule: messenger RNA, 1701 nt
Organism: Schizophyllum commune H4-8
Lineage: Eukaryota; Fungi; Basidiomycota; Agaricomycetes; Agaricales; Schizophyllaceae
Product: amino acid transporter
Exons: 12
Coding region: 35-1588 (517 amino acids)
Biological process (GO): transmembrane transport
Cellular component (GO): membrane
Molecular function (GO): transmembrane transporter activity
Source: RefSeq, a predicted model, not a curated record
CGCAACGUCCCCAGUUGACUUACAGGCGUUCACGAUGUCGUUUAAAGAGAAGGAAGAGUCUGCGUCGGCUGCCGUGUCUGAGUCGAAUGUUCGCCCCGAGAAACACGCCGCCGACAAUGCCCUCCUCGCCGAGCUCGGGUACAAGAGCGAGUUCAAGCGCGAGUUCUCGCUCAUCGAAACCGUCGCCUUCGCGUUCUCCAUCAUGGGCGUCGUCGCCUCCGUCUCUUCUACACUGUCCUUCGGCCUCGUCAGCGGCGGCCACGUCGGUUGGGUCUUCGGCUGGCUCAUCCCUUGCCUCUUCGUCGUCCCUAUCGCCCUCUGCCUCGCUGAAUUGACCUCCUCCAUGCCCACCUCUGCCGGCCUCUACUACUUCUCCGCCAAGCUCGCGCCCGCCAAACACGCAGCCUUGGCGUCCUGGAUCACAGGAUGGGCGAACAUCACCGGCCAGGUCGCGCUUAUCUGCUCCAUCGACUUUACGUGCGCGCAGAUGAUCACGACGGCGAUCUCGGUGAGCUCGGAUGGGGAGACGAACCUGUCGAACGCAGCGACGUAUGGAAUUUUGUGGGUGAUCUUGUUGUCGCAUGGCCUUGUAUGCUCCUCGGCGACGUCCAUCCUCGCGCGCCUCAACUUGGCAUACGUGCUGAUCAACAUUGGCACUACUGUGGCCGCCAUCGUGGCGCUGCUGGUUGCCUCUGGUGAUAACAAGGUCUCUACUCGCGAUGCGUUCACGCUUUUUGAGAAUAACACCGGCUGGGCCAACAACGGCUGGGCUUUCCUGCUCUCCUUCACCGCGCCGAUGUGGACUCUGACCGGAUACGACUCCGCCGCACACAUAUCCGAGGAAAUCGCUGGCGCUGCCUGGGCUGCGCCCAUCGCUAUUCUUGUCGGCGUCGGUGGGACGGCUGCCCUUGGGUGGUUGCUCCUCAUCGCUACGUCCUUCGCUGUCGUGUCCAUCCCUGCGCUGCUCGAGAGUGAGCUGCCGUUGCCCAUGGGUCAGGUCUUCCUGGACGUCUUGGGGAAGAAGGGAAUGCUGGCUAUUUGGUCGUUCAUCAUCGUUGUUCAGUACGUGACUGGCGCGGCGCAAGUUGUCGACGCAUCGCGGACGGUGUUCGCGUUCUCGAGGGACUACGCCCUUCCCGGCUCGCGCUGGUGGCGUCAAGUCAACAAGACGACGAGCACGCCCGUUAACGCCGUGUGGCUCUCCGUCAUCCUCUCUGGCCUCAUCGGUCUCGUGGGCUUCUCCGCCGCCGCCCUCUCGUCCAUGGCUGGCGCCGCCGUUAUUGGCCUCUACACCAGUUAUGCCACGCCUAUCUUCAUGCGCAUCACCUCUGGGCGCAGCAAGUUCUCGCCAGGGCCCUUCAGCCUGGGACGAUGGGCUGUGCCUGUGGGGACCGUGGCGGUUGCGUGGGUUGCCUUCAUCGUCGUGCUGCUGCUGUUCCCAAGCGGCUCGACAGUGACAAGCGAGGAUAUGAACUACGCGGUAGUCCUCAUCAUGGCGGUCUUCAUCUUUGCUUCGUUGUCCUGGGUACUUUCGGCGCGGAAGUGGUUCCGGGGACCCGUGCGAACGGUUGAGGUUGAGGAGAAGUAGAUGGUGACUCGUGCGCCCUGCGAUCUGGCUGUAUUUCCUCUCUCAUCUUUUGUAGACCGACUUUGUAAUUGAGUAUCUGUUGUGUAAUGAAGACUGACUGCGUUCGAAUGUAG